This is a messenger RNA of Phyllostomus discolor (pale spear-nosed bat), 1071 nucleotides long. RefSeq names its product phosphatidylinositol glycan anchor biosynthesis class Y (gene PIGY). The transcript is spliced from 2 exons. Lineage: Eukaryota; Metazoa; Chordata; Mammalia; Chiroptera; Phyllostomidae. The record is from RefSeq and is a predicted model, not a curated record. The coding region runs from base 378 to 593 and encodes 71 amino acids.
CGGUCGCCCGUAGGUGCCUGGGCGGGUCAGGGUCGCAGCGGUCAGCUGACCAGAGCGAGAGGACUAAGGAACUGCCCGGCGCCUUCGACCCGGCGCUGCUGGAGUUCUUGGUGUGCCCACUUUCCAAGAAGCCGCUCAGAUAUGAAGCAUCAACAAAUGAAUUGAUUAAUGAAGAGUUGGGAAUAGCCUAUCCAAUUAUUGAUGGGAUUCCUAAUAUGAUACCUCAGGCAGCUAGGAUGACACAUCAGAACAAGAAGAAAGAAGAUACGGAGCAGCAUUAAAUCAUAAUUAAAAACUACAUUUUAAAAACUAAAUCUUCUUAAUACUGUCUACCUUUUUAAGAAGUCAGGGUGGCAAGUAAUAAGUGGGAGAGAAGAAUGUUUCUGUCUCUUCCUACAUUGACUGUCCUUAUUCCAUUGGUCUCUUUAGCAGGACUGUUCUACUCAGCCUCUAUGGAAGAAAACUUCCCGCAGGGCUGCACGAGCACAGCCAGCCUCUGCUUUUACAGCCUGCUCUUGCCCAUUACCAUACCAGUGUAUGUGUUCUUCCACCUUUGGACUUGGAUGGGUAUUAAACUCUUCAGGCAUAACUAAUGCAACCAGAGUCAAGAUGGUAUAUACAUUAAUAAUAAGUCUUGAGCAUCUGUCUCUGAAAGCUCAACUACAUGGAAAUACUGGAAACCAACUUAAUUUUCAGGAAAAGAUCCUAUACCUUGCUUCUGUCAAAGGUUUAGAGCUAUGGGAGGCUUAAGCUGCAGAAACUUCUUUAGUAUACUUUGGUUCUGCUCUUAUUUAUUGAAAGUUCUAAUUCAUAACUGCUGUAUCAGAAGCAAUUCAACACUGUGGCUUGUUGGAAAUGAACAACUCUAACCAUCAUCUAAUGACUUUAUUUCAUUUCCCUUUCAUCUAAAAGUUAAUAAUUUGAAAUUUUAUGUUUGUUUUAGAAACUCUGGUGAAGUCACAUGUUACAGAUAACUGAAAUAAUUCCAAAGGACCUGUGUUGCAGCAGUUGUAAAGAAAUGCAUUGGAACUACUGUGAUAUAAAACUAUAAUAAAAUGGAAAUUUCAUGAA